Parasteatoda tepidariorum (common house spider) is the source of this 6129-nucleotide messenger RNA. RefSeq names its product protein strawberry notch homolog 1. Gene Ontology annotation, biological process: regulation of DNA-templated transcription. The record is from RefSeq and is a predicted model, not a curated record. Gene Ontology annotation, cellular component: nucleus. Gene Ontology annotation, molecular function: chromatin DNA binding; histone binding. Lineage: Eukaryota; Metazoa; Arthropoda; Arachnida; Araneae; Theridiidae.
CUACUGUAAGUUUUGUUUUCACAAUGAAAUCUGUGCCAGGGAAUGUGAAAAAAAUGACUGUUGAAUUAGAAUGACAAUAGUUCAACAGUAAUAAAAGCAAUCCCCUGUUUUUAUACAAUUCUAUCUUUUAAUAAAAACUCUGCAAAAGCGGCAGAAACUUGCUCAAUUUCAGAAUACAAAGAUAUGAAUGACGUCAACCGCUUCUAGCCAAUCGCGAAACGGGAGUUCCCUUCCUUCCAUCGGUUUUUUUUCACUUUAACCCCACUGUUCACGCUCGGUCUAAUGAUUAACAAAUCUAACACAUGCGUUGAGGAAAGAAGUCUUGGCUGAAAUCAUACAUCCUUAAUACAUAUCUGGUAGGAAUAAUUGGUUGAUUAAAAGUUUUAUCAAUCCUCAAUGAUGGAAUCGCCAGAUUUGCUCUCUGCGGCACUGGAUGAAUCUGGCAUUAAGCCUGAAAAUGAUCAAACUUUUAACGAAAAAGACUUUUCCUCUACUAAAUCUUUGCCUAAACAGUCACACCUAGAGCAAUAUAUGCAUCAGAUGCCACAAAUGUCAAAUCAUUGGCCUAAUAGUGGUGGAUUUCCUUUCAAUGCAGCUACCAUGAUGGAUUAUGCCAGGUUUCCAUUUAUGGAUAAGAGUAUGGCUAGUAUGAUGCGGCCUGAAAUGUUCAGUGCUGCUGCCAUGCAAAUGGCUUUACAAAGUCAAAUGAUGAAUGGAUUUCCAGGAAUGCCUUAUGGUUUAACAUCUAAAGAUAUAAAUCCUUAUUACAUGAAUGGCGAUCAUCUUCUUAGGCAGAUGAUGAUGACUGGUGGUACAAUGCAGCCUAGACCUGAGCAUGAAGAAGGUGAAGAUGAAGAGGAAGAGUUGGGACGGGCUGAAACCUAUGCUGAUUAUAUGCCCUCAAAGCUAAAAAUAGGCAUAAGACAUCCAGAUCCAGUUGUUGAAACAAGCUCGCUUUCUAGUGUUCAACCACCAGAUACAUGGUAUAAACUGAGCAUUCCUGAAGAAGUUAUUGAUAGAGGGUUGCUCUCUGCUUUGCAGUUAGAGGCAAUAACAUAUGCUUGUCAACAGCAUGAGACUAUCUUGCCUGAUGGAACAAGAGCUGGAUUUCUUAUUGGUGAUGGAGCUGGUGUGGGUAAAGGUCGAACUCUUGCUGGGGUAAUCUAUGAAAAUUACCUUCUUGGACGAAAACGAGCAAUAUGGUUGAGUGUUUCAAAUGACUUGAAAUAUGAUGCUGAAAGAGACUUAAAAGACAUAGGUGCUGGCAAGAUUGAAGUACACGCUUUAAAUAAAUUUAAAUAUGCGAAAAUAUCAUGUAAGGCUAAUGGCAGUGUUAAAAAAGGUGUUAUAUUUGCUACAUAUUCAUCUUUGAUUGGAGAAAGUCAGUCUGGAGGUAAAUACAAAACUCGCUUGAAGCAGCUUUUGCAUUGGUGUGGUGAUGAUUUUGAUGGCUGCAUCGUUUUUGAUGAAUGCCAUAAAGCUAAAAAUCUUUGUCCAGCUGGCUCUAGUAAACCCACAAAAACUGGUCUGACUGUCUUAGAUUUACAAAAUAAAUUACCAAAAGCCAGAGUAGUGUAUGCUAGUGCAACUGGUGCUUCUGAACCAAAAAAUAUGGCAUAUAUGACAAGACUUGGCUUGUGGGGUGAAGGUACUCCUUUCAAAGAGUUUAAUGAUUUUAUAUCUGUUGUUGAAAAGCGAGGUGUUGGAGCUAUGGAAUUAGUUGCAAUGGAUAUGAAGUUGAGAGGUUUAUACAUGGCGCGGCAGUUGAGUUUUGCUGGAGUAUCUUUCAAAAUAGAAGAAAUACCUUUAGCCCAAGAUUUUAUCAGUAUGUAUAAUGAAUCAGUUAAGAUUUGGGUUGAAGCUCGAGCAAAGUUUCAAGAAGCUGCUGAACUAAUGGAAGGUGAUCCACGAACAAAGAAAACUAUGUGGUGUCAGUUUUGGGCUUCUCAUCAACGAUUUUUUAAGUAUUUAUGCAUUGCUUCCAAAGUUAGGUAUGUUGUCCAAUUGUCUAGAGAAGCUGUAAAGAAUGGAAAAUGUGUUGUCAUAGGCUUACAAUCUACAGGCGAGGCUCGUACUUUAGAGCAGCUUGAAGAAGCUGGUGGAGAAUUAUCUGAUUUUGUUUCUACUGCGAAAGGUGUCUUCCAAUCUUUAGUUGAAAAACAGUUUCCUGCACCUGAUCAUAAAAAAACUAUGCGUCUAUUAGGUCUUGAUCUUCAACAAGCUGGAAGUAGUUCAGCAUCUCCAAGUGCAUCAACAUCUAGUGGAAAGCGUAAGCCUUUAAGACGUGCUAGACAAGGUGUUAAGCGCUAUCGAGAGUAUAAACUUUCGGACGAAAGUAGCUCUGCUGAAGAUUAUAUACCUAGUGGAGGUAGUGACUUCGAACCCUCUGGGGAUGAGUCUCCUGCUGUUGAGAGUGGUGAUGAUAAUGCAGGUUCAGGUUCUGACUCUGAGAGGGAAAGUGAUUUUAAUCCAUUUGACGAUGAAUCUGAUAGUGAUGGCCCUUGGGCAAAUCGCAAAAAAGCUAAAAAAGAUAAAGGUAAGAAAAGAAAAAAUAAGGGCAUUAUCAGUUCAAAGAAACAUAAGCAGCCUCCUAAACCACUCCCUCCCUUAGAUGCUGUUGAAAAGGCUUCUGCUAUGAAAGCCUCAUUAUUAGAAAAAAUUGAAAGAUUAGGUGAUUUGCUUCCACCCAAUACACUUGAUCAGUUAAUUGAUGAUUUAGGAGGGCCUGAAAAUGUAGCUGAAAUGACUGGAAGAAAAGGUCGUGUAGUUAGUAACGAUGGUACCAUACAAUAUGAAUCUCGGUCAGAAGCUGAUGCACCAUUAGAAACAUUAAAUAUGGUAGAAAAGCAGCGUUUCAUGGACGGAGAAAAGCACAUAGCUAUUAUAUCUGAAGCGGCCAGUUCUGGUAUAUCUUUGCAAUCUGACAGAAGAGUGAAAAAUCAAGCACGCCGAGUUCACAUAACUUUGGAAUUGCCUUGGAGUGCUGAUAAAGCCAUCCAACAAUUUGGUAGAACUCAUCGAUCCAACCAAGUUAAUGCACCUGAAUAUGUGUUUGUGAUUUCAGAUCUUGCUGGCGAAAGAAGAUUUGCAUCCAUUGUUGCUAAAAGACUUGAAAGCUUGGGUGCUUUAACUCACGGAGAUAGAAGAGCUACUGAAAGCAGAGAUUUGAGUCAAUUUAACAUUGAUACUAAGUAUGGAAGAACAGCAUUGGAGACAGCAAUGCGAGCAGUUAUGGAGUAUGAAGUACCCCUUGUUUCUCCACCAACUGAUUACAAAGGCAACUUCUUUUAUGAUGUACGUAAAUCAUUAGCUGGCGUUGCUAUGAUAACUGAAGAUCCUAUGAAUGGCUAUCAAUUCCUUGAAAAGGAUUACAAUAAUAUGAGUAAAUUUAUGAACAGGAUCUUAGGUCUUCCUGUUGAUCUCCAAAAUAGACUAUUCCAAUAUUUUACUGACACAUUAGAUGCUGUAAUAGCUCAGGCCAAAAAAGCUGGAAGAUAUGAUUUAGGUAUUCUUGAUUUAGGCACUGGUGGUGAUCAAGUAAAAAGAGAAAAAGUUGACAUGUUUAUGCAGAAGCAUGCAACUGGAAUAGCUAAAACAGAAUUACACACAGUUUUAGUGGAGAGAGGUUUGAGUUGGGAACAAGUUUUGGAGAAAAUAGAAGAUUGCUCUGAUAAAGACGAAGGCUUUUAUUUAUCAGCCCAGGCUAGAAAUAAUCGAAAAACUGCCAUAUUGGCGGUUGCUGAUACUGGUCGAACAAAGGGAGGGAAUAAAGGAAAAUUAUUCAGAGUAUACAGACCUAACACUGGACUUCAAGCAAAGCAAGAAACUUUAGACGAAUUAAAAUCAAAAUAUCACAAAUGUACUAAAAAAGAAGUAGAAGAGCAUUGGAAAGAAAACUAUGAACAAUCUGGAGAACUGUGUAGCCACAUGUACUGGUAUGGACAAUGUCGUAGACAGACAAUGGGUGUUAAGUGUGAAGUUGGUCUUCGAAAGAGAAGGUAUUUUGUUCUGAGUGGUUCUGUGCUUUCAGUUUGGACUAAAAUAGAAAGUAUCUUUCCUGUACACGGUGGUUCACAUAAUGCUAAAUUGCAAGUAGUUCGUCUGAAAACUGAAGAUUCUGCAAGAAUUGUCGGCUGUCUCAUCCCCAGCAAUGUGGUAGAGGUUUUAAAGAAGGUGCUGGCUGAAGAUGCUGCAGAAGUUGAUGAAAAGGAAUUUGACGAUGUUGAUGAAGACGAUGAAAAGGAUUAGUUUAACUCUUACUGAAUUGACUAAUGUGAUACUGGUGAGAUACAGGUGUAACACUACUAAAGAAGUGGCGUGUUUUUGGACACCUAAUUUAUUGUUGCACUGAAUAUAGAGACUGUUGAGCUGGCAUUGUUUUACCUUCUGUAUUGUAUAUUAAAAAUUUGACUAUGUAGUCAAUUCAUGUGAUUUCCAAGAAAAAAAAGAACAUUUUUGUAUUGUACUGUAUGUCUUGCAAGGUUCCUCAUCUUUGUUUUCUUGUAAUUUUAAGUUUUAAUUCAUUAGGAAAAAAUUGAAAUAUUCAUUGCUGCAUCAUCAUUUGCAAACUAAACUUUUUUUCCCCUUAAAUGUGCUCUGGUAAUAUAAAUAAUUUAUUACUUGCAUUUUAAGUUAAUUACAAUAUAUUUAGGCUAUGUUAUGUAAAAUAAUUUGAUUAUUAAUUUAUAUCUGUAGUUAGAUUUUUAAAACUUUUGCAAAAUCUGGCUUUGUAACUUAAAGUAAUUUUUUGUUUAUGCUUUUUGUGUUUUAUAUAGUAAAUUUUGUGUAAACUUAUAUAUAUAUUUUUUGCAUUUAUAUCUCUUGAGGGGGAAAAAUAAAAAUUAUUACCUGAUUGAAAGUUUUAUUUAGUUUAAUUAUUGUUCUAAAAUUCUACAUUAUGUAUAUAUUAUCAUGGAAAGGUUUUUAAAUCAUUUGUUUCUGAAUAUAAUUUAAUCUCAUCAGGCUUGUAAAAAUAUGUAUCAACUUAAUUGUGUCUUGUACUACUAUUCUAAAUUCAAAAAUUGAUUUGUUUUCAAACUCACUAUUUGAACAAAAAAAUUUAGUUUGAAUGCAAGUUUUGUACUUAAAAAAAUACCUUGUGUAUGAUAAGUUUUAUUUAUUAAAACAUUAAUUUACUAUGAGUGCAAAAGAAAUUUCGUUGGUAUUUGAAUAUUUGAUUGUUUAUAUUUAAAUAUAGAAAAGAAAUAUUUUAUUGCUCAGAAUGGAUUUUUUUUAAGAAUAUAUUUUAUGUAUUCUUUUAAACCUUCAAAACUAAAGUCUUAGUCAAUUUUUUUUCAAUUAAUAGAUUUUUUUUUAAAAAUUUGUUCUUUUUUGUUAUAUAUAUAUGUGUGUUUAUAUAUAUAUAUAUACAGGGUUUAAAGUUGUCCUUAAAUUCCUUAGAAAAAAGAAAGUGUCCUUAAUUUUCCUUGAUUAUUAAACAUAUAAAUUUUCAAUAAAUUUCCUGAAAUUUUUGUGAUUUUUCAAAUUUUUUUAAAAGUUAACAGGAAGUAAAUUUUUUUAAUUUUUAACCUAAGAAGUAAUUGGAAGCAAUUUCAAAUUCAAAAAUUAUGUUAUAUGCCAUGAAACGAAGUAAAUAACAAAAUGAACAACAAAGUCUCGUGAAGUACGAUAUUUAUCUCUACUCCCCUCUCUUCACUAUAUCUUACUCUGUAUUUCACUACUGCUUAACGAUUUUCCAUGAUAAGAUUAUUUAUUCCCCUUUUUUUCUUUUUUUCACUUAGUACAGGAUAAACUAAAACUUUAAGCAAUUGUAUAUCUGCAAAUCCAUAUUGCCCCUAUUAGAGAAUUGGCAUCCUUGAAUUGUCCUUAAGUUUUAUAUUUUGGACUUCCAGCCCUGAUAUAUAUAUAUAAUUAUUUUGAACAUGGAAUAUCUAAUUUUGAACUGUCUGAAUUACUUUUUACCCUAAGGGAAAAAAACAUAAUUGACUAAAUAAUAUCUCCUUUCAUUACAAAUUUAAAUAUAUUUUUUAAUUACUAAUACCUGCUUUAAAUAUUGUAUUAAAAUUGUUUGUUAAAUUUAUUAACUAAGUUUCAGUAACUUUUUUGAAUGCACAUAUUGUUUGUUAUUCUAUUUUGAGAACUUAUCAAUAAAUUUUGUUUCUACUUUUC